This is a messenger RNA of Mesocestoides corti, 456 nucleotides long. Lineage: Eukaryota; Metazoa; Platyhelminthes; Cestoda; Cyclophyllidea; Mesocestoididae. The record is from the annotation of a GenBank genome assembly.
GCUGAUUCGUGGAUUGUCGAUUUUGGACUCCUACAGGGACGCCGUUACUACUGUGACUACUGUGAGACGAGCUUUCCAGACAGUCUGGUGAAUAGGAGGAAUCACCUGAAGGGCGCGAGACAUGUUCAGGUGAGAUUGGAACACUUGAAUCCUUUCAGGGAUCCAGUGGAGGUGUUGGCUGCGGAGCGAAGUAAACAGCGUUGUGUAUCGUUCAUUCGAACAGGAGUGUGUCAGUACGGCGCUGCUUGUCGUUUUUCGCACUUGACUCAAGAGGAUGUGAGCGUGCUAGUGGCUGCGUCGGCCCCUGUUGAGGAGCCUUUGCAGGCUCUUGUGGAAUUGGAAGAAGCGGUUAGAUGGAGGCGAGAUGCACUGGGAAAGAAGUGGCUUGUUAACGCUUUUCGUCGUGAAGAUCUGCCACCGUCGAUUAGGCGAUGUCUUGAAGACGGGGAAGGAUGA